Molecule: messenger RNA, 1617 nt
Organism: Penicillium pulvis
Lineage: Eukaryota; Fungi; Ascomycota; Eurotiomycetes; Eurotiales; Aspergillaceae
Product: class I SAM-dependent methyltransferase
Exons: 1
Coding region: 1-1617 (538 amino acids)
Biological process (GO): peptidoglycan biosynthetic process
Molecular function (GO): metal ion binding; D-alanine-D-alanine ligase activity; ATP binding
Source: RefSeq, a predicted model, not a curated record
AUGAGAAUCUGUGUUUUGCACUCCGCGGAGGAAGGCCUGGACAGUGUAGAGGACUCACAAGAUCUGUGGCCCGAUGUCGGUGUCUACGCGCCUCGACACAUUGUGGAAAACAAAUAUAUCAAAAAGACAACUGCCAAGGAGCAGAUCAACGAAGCCGUGGCCGAGGGGUACGAUAUCUAUUUCCAAUUCCUGUGGGGAACACACGAUGAUACUGUCAGUGGUGUGGAUGCUAUUAAAUAUUUUGAAUCUUUGAACCUCCCAUCAGCGGGCAUUCGCGGGUGGGAACGAGAGCGAUCCAAGCUCGCUUUCUACGCUGAGGCUAGAAAGCAAGGCUUCCCGCCCGUACCAGGCGUGGACAAAUUUCCCCUGUUUGUCAAGCCUGCCUUUAGCUACGCCAGCCUUCUCAUCGAUGAACACUCUCUAUGCCAGAAUGAGACAGAGCUGGAGCAGACCAUCAGGCAUUUGAACAAGGGUAUGCGAGAGGCACGGCUUCGAAGGGCUGUCGGGUCAUGUCACGCCAACCCGGAAGAGUUUGUACAGGCCUGUGAAGCAGCUGGACGGGACAGCGAUGACGUCGUUGUCCAGGAGUACAUCGAUGGGGAUGAAUAUUCAGUCGUGGUCCUCGCAAUGGGCGAAAUCCCUGUCCCGAUGGCUCCCCAGAAGGCCAGGCUACCGGAAAAGCAGAAAUUCCUCACAUUCGACGCCAAGUUUGACGGCGAGUCGGGCUACGAGUUGCUGGAUGAAGCAGCGAAUCCCGCGUUAUAUCGUCAUCUCCAGGAAACGGCCGUGAAAGGGUUCAAAGCUGGCAAAAUGGCAACCAACAACAUGGGAUGCGAUGUAGAUAUGCGCAUAGGACCUGACGGAAAGGCCGUGGUCAUUGAGGUUGACCCUAUGCCUGUAUGGUUUCUGGCUCCCGGGAAUAAAUUUGAAGAUACAGAUGUGAAGCAAGGUCUUGCUGGUCAUCAGAGGGCAGCUGUCGAUAUUUUCAUAACCAACCAUUUCCUCAGAUAUCCCGAUCAAAAAAGAACGAGGGAGCUCAGCGCAUUGGAGACGUUCUACGAUAAAUGCAGUUCGCAUUAUGAUCAGACGAAGUCGUACGCCAAUGCAGCGCAAGCGGCAGCUACCAUUGUGGAAAAAUUCUCCUUUGAUGGCACCAUCUUGGAACUCGGGUGCAAGACUGGUUUACUUGGUCAGAAGCUCCGUGAACAGCAAAAUAAUAUGUCAUCGCCAAAGAGCAGUAUCCAGCGACUGGUCGGAGUUGACAUGUCGAACAAGAUGCUGGAUAUUUGCCGACAGUCCGAAUACUACGAUGAGCUCUUCCAUCGCCCGAUGUUGCAAUUCUUGGCCGAGUACAACGAGCCUGUUGAUCACGUUAUCACUCUGUCUGCUCUCCAACAUCUAGCCGUGCCAGAGCUGAGUUUUGUCCUGGCACGAUGCUUCCAGAUUGCCCGGCAAUCCGUCACUAUCUCCGUUGCUAAAGAAGACGAAGCAGGCGAUGCAUCGCUGUUCUUCUUAGAUCAUACCGAAGACGUGAAAUCACUGGGACUGCCGUUUGGCUGGAAAUUAAGCUCGCAAAUCGAAAAUGGAUGCACUCUACUGCAUUUUGAAAAGUGCUAG